AGCGAGAGAUGGCGCAGUUAGCGGAACGGCGAUUGGUGUAUGAGCAACAGUACCACCACGAUUUGGAGCUCUACCAAUCAGAACGACGGACAAAAAUAGAAUCAGCCAACCAAAUACGGCCCGUCACCAGUCCACCAAACAGCCAACCGCAGGCUAUAAAUAGCACAGAGCACAGUGACCCGAGGCAUCAAGCCACUUCACUCACACCCACGAAUGACCGAGCGAUCUCAUUGGACGAUGCGAACACUCGCAGGCAUGCAAAGCCCACCGAAGAUCUGAGGGACGUUUUUAUCGAUGAUCUGAUUGGUGGAGAGGAUGAGCUGGAGGACUUUUACGCGGACUGAAAGCCGAAUAGACGUGUGCGUUUAGUUGGUAUUUUUAGUUUGAUUGCCGGUCCACUUGCUUGAGACUCGUGGUAGAUUGCAUCUCCUGUAUGAGAGGUGGAUGGGAGCCGCAGCGUGACAGCUACACACCACCCUUUUCAACCAAGGGUUCUUCUAUUGGCGGAUAGAUAAAAUUAGUUUAUCGUGAUCUGUCCGGCUUUCGUACCGAGUGACUGUGUUGCGUUAUUAGCAUCCUGAAUCGCAAAUCUCGCCCGUACGCUCCAUGGGGAGUACUCGCACGGUACUACCGGGGCCCCCAACGGUACCCUGUCGCUAUGGCCCGAUGAAGAUCAGCUCUGCCUGGGCAGUACUCUGUGUGUAUGAGAGGUGUACGCGUUAAAUCGACAAUUAACUUUAGACUCGACUGAGGCCUGCCUGUUUACGGUGGUGCAUGUGUCCGGCACUCUGAUGUGAUGGUAUUUAGCCUAUUCGGCAUGCAUCUGUAAGGGUUUUGGGUAUUGCAUCGUAUAAACGGACAUAAAUAUUGGAACUGUGUAUAAUAACAAUUUUCAAACAGGACGCAACCGGACAUAUAAUAUUGAAACGAUAUAUAAUAACGGUGGGGUAAAUCUCGUAAACGGGAAAUAUAAAAUUUGGAACUAUAUAUAUUAACAGUGGGGUGAAUUUUAUAUACGGGAAUAAAUUUUGGGACUGCAUUUAAUAACAAUACGCAUAACAUACGCUACAG
Molecule: messenger RNA, 1071 nt
Organism: Sphaeroforma arctica JP610
Lineage: Eukaryota; Ichthyosporea; Ichthyophonida
Exons: 3
Coding region: 9-344 (111 amino acids)
Source: RefSeq, a predicted model, not a curated record